UCAAACGAUCACCUCUCAAGUCUUAACGUUACACGGCAAAGACAUGUCACUAACAAUCGAACCUUGUCCUUCUUCAGCUUGUCAAUCAUGGCGACUAUGCUUUACAGUCUCGCCACAAGCAAACAGUCUCUCCCAACCAACGCCAUCAACAUAUCAUCGAAGCCGAGCUAUAGUUCCACACCGAUCCUCCUCUCCGCUCUCUUAUUCAGCAAAUCCAACAAAUCAUCGAGGGACCUAGGGUUAUUAACCCUAAAGAGAAGAAGUUGGGCUGUAAGGUCAAUUACAGAGGACAGAGAAGUUGUUCCUGUUAACAAUGAGAGCUUCAAGGAUGCAUUGGUGAACGGGUCUAAGGAUUUUGGGGAUGUUUCGUCUUCGGGUAAUCAGAAAGGAGAAGGGGAUGAUCAUGAGAACGAUAGGUUUAUCAACGCUGCUAUAGUUCUGAGUGCGGGUACUCUUGCAGUCACUAAAUUGCUGACAAUUGAUCAUGAUUACUGGCAUGGAUGGACUCUUUAUGAGGUAUUAAGGUAUCUUCCAGAGCACAAUUGGAUUGCAUAUGAACAAGCUCUCAAAGCAAAUCCUAUCUUGGCGAAAAUGGCAAUAAGCGGGAUUGUAUACACUCUUGGUGAUUGGAUUGCACAAUGUUAUGAAGGAAAACCUCUUUUUGAGUUUGAUCGGACUAGAAUGUUCAGAUCAGGCCUUGUUGGAUUUACUCUUCAUGGAUCCCUUUCUCAUUUUUAUUACCAACUUUGUGAGGUUCUUUUUCCUUUCCAAGGUUGGUGGGUGGUCCCAGCCAAAGUUGCCUUUGAUCAGACAGUUUGGUCAGCCAUUUGGAACAGCAUUUAUUUUGUGAUUUUGGGGUUCUUACGUUUUGAAUCCUCGAGCAAUAUUGUUAGCGAACUUCGGGCAACAUUUUGGCCCAUGCUGACUGCAGGAUGGAAACUUUGGCCAUUUGCUCAUUUGAUCACCUAUGGUUUAAUCCCUGUUGAGCAAAGGCUUCUUUGGGUGGACUGUGUGGAACUCAUCUGGGUUACAAUACUUUCAACUUAUUCGAAUGAAAAAUCAGAAGCACGCAUAUCUGAGGAAACUUCAGAGGGGAAGUCCAUUUCUAGUUCAAGCAGCCAUCUCAAGGAAUAAGUGAUUGAGAUUUUGGCUGAAAUGCACCUGAUAGUUAUCAGGAAAGUGAACAAAAUAUUGACUUAUUGCAACCUAAAAUCAAGAAUUCGGAGACGAUAAUGUACAUGAACAGCUGCAUCAAAAUCAAGCUACACAAGAUUUCCACAUUGCGAUAUUUGUUUUAGAUGACAAUGCAGAGAAGACACGUGCAUCAACGGUUUGCAGCAAAAGCCUGGAUUGUGAAUGAGAUCUCUGAGUAUCGUGUCUGCGGUAUUCCUUCAAAAUAUCAGUAAAAGUUUACUUUCAUCCUAUCGGGAAAGGUUAUGACAAAUGUAUAUAGUUAUUCAAAAUCAACAUUCUUUCUUAUCUUUUCCACCUUCUGUUUAUUUUUGGCCAAUGUCUUAUACACAUUUACAUGUGAAUGAGCUAUUAUUAUCUUGAGCUGUUUCUGCAAAUAUGCAACUUGCAAGA
Carica papaya (papaya) is the source of this 1584-nucleotide messenger RNA. RefSeq lists its product as uncharacterized. NCBI's taxonomy places the organism in Eukaryota, Viridiplantae, Streptophyta, Magnoliopsida, Brassicales, Caricaceae. The record is from RefSeq and is a predicted model, not a curated record. Gene Ontology annotation, cellular component: cytoplasm; membrane.